This is a messenger RNA of Chlorella variabilis, 867 nucleotides long. RefSeq lists its product as hypothetical. Gene Ontology annotation, molecular function: cytidine deaminase activity; zinc ion binding. The transcript has 4 exons. The record is from RefSeq and is a predicted model, not a curated record. Gene Ontology annotation, cellular component: cytosol. The annotation marks the transcript as partial. Lineage: Eukaryota; Viridiplantae; Chlorophyta; Trebouxiophyceae; Chlorellales; Chlorellaceae.
AAGUUCAGGUUGGCACCAGAGGAGGUGGCGGCGCUGCAGUCGAAGCACGGCGUGGGUGAGGAUGAGCUGCUGUCCCGCCUGCUUGGUCCCGCCGCCGAGCUGGCGAGACCCCCAAUCUCCUCCUUCCACGUCGGCGCGGUGGGCCUGGGGUCCAGCGGCGCGCUAUACGUGGGCGUGAACCUGGAGUUUGCCCGCCUGCCCCUGUACAACUCGGUGCACGCCGAGCAGUUCCUGCUGGUUAACGCGCUGCACCACGGCGAGCGGGAGAUACGACAGCUGGUGGUCUCGGCGGCACCCUGCGGCCACUGCCGCCAAUUCUACUCAGAGCUGGCCUGCGCGGAGAGCGUACGCUUCAGCUUCCAGGGCGGCAACUACUCGCUGGGCCAGCUGCUGCCCAUGCGGUUCAAGCCCGCAGACUUGCUGCCCGACCCCGCCACGCCUUUGCUGCUGCAGCCGCAGGACAACCGCGUGCAGCUGACGGCGACGGCGCGCAAGCUGCUGAAGGCGCGUGCCGGCGAUGCCGCCUUUGAGCGGGCCGCCGCAGAGGCGCUGGCCGCGGCGGUGGGCAGCUACUCACCGUACAGCCGGUGCCCCUCGGGGCUGGCCAUUGUGACCCAGGCGGGCGGCGUCUACAGUGGAGGGUACGUGGAGAGCGCUGCGUACAACCCCAGCCUGCCGCCGCUGCAGACGGCCAUCGUGGCUGCCGUCAUAGACGGCAUGCCCUACACCGCGGUGGAUGAGGUUGUGCUUGUGGAGCUGGCUGACGGGCAGGUGCAGCACGCGCGCACCACCCGUGUCGCACUGAAGAAGAUUGCGCCACAUGCCAGGCUCACGGUGCUGCCAGCGGAGUGGGCUGCGUCCAGCUAG